Messenger RNA from Notolabrus celidotus (New Zealand spotty), 3606 nucleotides. RefSeq names its product GTPase IMAP family member 8-like. The transcript is spliced from 7 exons. Gene Ontology annotation, molecular function: GTP binding. Bases 274 to 3606 code for a protein of 1110 amino acids. Lineage: Eukaryota; Metazoa; Chordata; Actinopteri; Labriformes; Labridae. The record is from RefSeq and is a predicted model, not a curated record.
UAACAAAACAGUGAUCAUGAUUCUGCCCCCUAAAAAAUCCUAUGAUUUUGCCAUGCCAUUCAUUUAAUCAUAGUACAGGAUACAUGAGAAUAACACUUAAACAGACAUGAGGUAACAUUUGAACCAACAUAAACACCAAAAAAUACACUCAUGUAAGGUUUGUUAUCCUCAGUAACCAAACUGACCUCCACACUCAUCUUUUUCUCUCAUUCUCAAACCCUGCUGUUCUUUUCCAGUUGAAUCAGUCUCUGAUGUUUACAGCAGAGUGACGUCAUGGCGACUGCAGCAGCAGACACAGAUGAUCCAUUUCCUCUGAGGAGCAGUCGCAGCAUGGAACGGUUACCACCUCAGAUGUCUGAGCUGAGGGUGGUUCUGCUGGGGAACAGCUGGUCUGAGAGGAGUUCAGUGGGGAACUUUAUACUCAGAGAGACUGAGUUCAACACUGAGGAAGAACCAGACGACUGUUUGAAGGUCAGAAGACAGAUAAAGGAGAAAGACAUAGUUCUCAUCAACACUCCAGAUCUGCUGAGUCCCCACAUCUCUGAAGACAGACUGACAGAACAUGUGACAGACUGUGUGAGACUCUCUGAUCCUGGACCUCAUGUGUUCCUGCUGGUUCUACAACCUGAAGACUUCAGGGAGGAACACAAACUGAGACUCUGCAGUGUCCUUAAACUCUUCAGUGAUCGAUCAUUUGAUCAUUCAUUGAUACUGAUAUCAUCACCCAGAGAGCAGGGCUCCAAAUAUACUCAGUAUUCUCCCCUCAAAGACAUGAUCAGAGAGUGUAGGUACAGAUAUGUGGAGCAGAUGAACCUUGAACUUCCAGAGCUGUUGACACGUUUGGGUCAAAUUGUGAAGGAGCACGAUGGAGAGCAUGUCAGCUGUGAUGUGUUCAUGGAUCCCACUGAUGAAACACAAACCACACAACAAGAGAAAACAAAGCCUGGCCUCCUACAUGCUGUUACUUCUGCUGAUCUGUGUGCCAGUGAUGACAGGGUGAGACCUCCUCCUCCAGGAGAGAUCAGAAUUCUGAUGCUGGGUAAAAAGGAUGACAUGAAAACAAAGCUUAGUGACUUCAUCACUCAAAAAGAACAACCCUGGAAACACUCUUUACCAAAACCAUUUGCAGUCAAACAAAAGGUGGAGACUGCAGAGUGGAGAGGAAAGCCUCUAAAAGUAGUAAAAACUCCAGAUGUUUUCAGUCUGUCUGUGGAGAAGCUCAGAGGAGAGAUGAGGAACGCUGUGAGUCUUUGUCCUCCAGGACCAAAUGUUCUGCUGCUGUUAGUGAAACCUUCUGAUUUCACUGAAGAGAACAGACAAACACUGAAGUUCAUCCUCAGUCUGUUUGGUCAAGAUGCUUUUAAACACUCAGUGAUCAUCAGCACACAUGAGGACGGUCAAACAGACGACUCUUAUAGACGUCUACUUAAAGACUGUGGAGACAGACACUACAGGAUGACUGACAACGACAUCCACUCAUUAAUGACACAGAUUGAGAGCCUUGUGUGUGAGAACAAAGGAGACUUCCUCACCCUCACUGAAGAGUUGAUCACUCUGAAGUCUGAACACAUGAAACCAGCUUUAAACCUGGUCCUGUGUGGGAGGAGAGGAGCAGGGAAGACUUCAGCAGCAAAGGCCAUUUUAGGUCAGACAGGUCUUCAUUCAGCCUCCAGCUCAUCAGAGUGUGUUAAACAUCAGGGAGAGGUGUGUGGACGUUGGGUUUCCCUGGUGGAGCUUCCUGCUCUGUGUGGAAAACCUCUGGAGACAGUGAUGAAGGAAUCACUCAGGUGUGUCUCCCUCUGUGAUCCUGAAGGUGUCCAUGCCUUCAUCCUGGUCCUACCUGUGGGUCUUCUCACUGAUGAAGACAAGGGAGAGUUAAAGAUGAUCCAGGACACCUUCAGCUCUCGAGUCAAUGCCUUCACCAUGAUCCUGUUCACUGUAGAGUCAGAUCCUACAGCUCCAGCUGUUGUUAACUUCAUCAGAAAGACCAAAGAUGUCCAGGAGUUUGUUCAGAGCUGUGGAGGAAGAUCUUUUGUUCUCAACAUCAAGGACCAGCAGCAGAUCCCAGAGCUGUUGGAAAUGGUGAACAAUUUGCAAAAAAAUGAAGACAAACCAAGUAGCUACACAACAGAAAUGUAUGCACAUGCCCAAAUGGAAAACAUCAGCAGACUACAUGCUAAGCUUGAAGAGCCGGUUACUAGUGAUGAUGAGAAGCAGAGCUCAGAGGGUCUCAGGAUUGUGCUGAUCGGAAGGACCGGCUCUGGGAAGAGUUCUUCAGGAAACACCAUUCUAGGAAGAAACGAGUUUGAAGCUGAAUUCAGACAAACAUCAGUCACCAAAGACUGUCAGAAAGGAGAAGGUGAAGUGAACAGUCGUCCUGUCACUGUGGUCGACACUCCUGGUCUGUUUGACACGACUCUGUCUCAUGAAGAGGUUCAUGAAGAGAUGAUAAAAUGCAUCAGUCUUCUGGCUCCAGGUCCACAUGUCUUCCUGUUGGUGAUACAAAUCGGAAGAUUCACACCUGAGGAGAAGGAGACAUUAAAACUGAUCAAAGAAGGCUUUGGGAAGGAUGCUGAGAAGUUCACCAUCAUUCUUUUAACUGGAGGAGAUAAACUGCAGCAUGACAACAUGUCCAUAGAAGAAUAUACUAAAGAGGGAUGUGAUGAUUCCUUCAUGAAACUGAUCUCUGACUGUGGAGGAAGAUACCACGUGUUCAAUAACAAUGAUGAACAAAACAGAACUCAGGUCAGUGAGCUGAUGGCAAAGAUCGACACAAUGGUGAAGACAAAUGGAGGAAGCUGCUACACCAAUGAGAUGCUGCAAGAAGCUGAAGCUGCAAUAAAGAAAGAAAUGGAGAGACUCUUAAAAGAGAAAGAAGAGGAGAUGAAGAGAGAGAGGGAGGAACUUCAAAGAAAACAUGAAGAAGAAAUGAAAGAAAUGGAGGAAAGAAUGAAAAAACAAGAAGAAGACAUGAAGAAAGAGAGAGAAAAGAGAGAAAAAGAACUACAAGAAAAGGAGGAAAUCAUACAAAAGGAACAAGAGGACAGACAGAAAGAAAAGGAGAUGAGAGAAGAAGAAGACAGGAAGAGAAAAGAACAGGAAGAAGUUCAACGACUGGAGUGGAAAAAUAAAGUUACAGCUUUGGAGAAAAAGAUAAAGUUAGAGUCAGAGGAAAAAGAAAAUAUUUACAGAAAGCUGGAGGAGAGCAGAGAAAAGAUGAGAGAAGAAAGAGAGAGUCAGGACAAACAACAAAAGGAGUGGUGGGAAAAACGAAAUCAAGAAGAGGAACAGAGACGACAGGAGGAAAGAACAAGACUCAGAAAACUUCAAGAAGAGUUUGAACAGGAAAGAGAAAAUUAUGAAAAGAAAAGAAAAGAAGAGGAUCAGAGAAGACAGGAAGAAGAAGAGAAGCUAAAGAAUCCACUGCUCAGGACGGUUGGAGAUCUCCUCCUCUAUGUGGAUGGCUGUUCCAUCUCCCCAUCUCCUGAAGUCCGCAACCUGGGUGUCAUUCUUGACUCCACCCUCUCCUUCCAGUCACACAUCAAAUCUGUCACCAAGUCUGCUUUCUACCGCCUCAAAAACAUCUCCUCAUCCAUGCAAUCAUAA